CGAUCGAAACAUGCGAUGGCUGUAGCAGAGAGAACCGUAUCUUUGCUGAUUUACGCUGGUUUGGCGUACAUUGCCGCUUCGAUUGCUAGCGACACGGUGCUUGCUAAUAAAAGGAAGGUUACCGAUUCUGAUGAACAAAACGAAAAGAAGCAAGAGAACAAAGAAGGUUUGAAAGACAGAGUUAACUCAAUAUCGCGAAGAAUAUCGACGACUGUGGAACGAAUCAUUUCAAAGGCUCGUGGUAGUAAUUGUGACGUAACAAGAGACUGCGAGAAUGUCACAUGUGACGUCACAGACGCAAAUAAUCUGAACGUGGGGGAGCAACGCGAUUUUAAUUGUGACGCAGUUGAGAGAUUCGAGUCUGUUGGAAUCGACAGUUCUGUUGGCGAGGAUUUAAAAACUAGAGUUUCGAACUCGGGAAGUGAAGCUGGUGACUAUCCGUGUAUGAGCGAUUCAUCUGAUUUUGAACUCUGUUCGACCGAAACGUCACAUUCAGAAUGGACACCUUCCGAAACUGAUUCGUGUGCGACCGAUUCAACUGAAUUCCCAACCAGUUCAAAUAAAACGUCACAAUCAGAGCAGUCACCUGACGUCACAGGGCCGCGGAUGGAGAACAAUGGGCGACCCAUUUUCGACGAAGUACGGCGCAAUCACGUGACGGGUAAUCCAGAAAUCGGCGACGACGCGAAUAGCGAAGUUUCGACGCGAACUUCUCUUCAUUGUGACGUCGACAGCGGCGGGGGAAAGAUGGUUCGAGAGAACGACGAUGACGUGGUGUAUGAACAGCAACUUUUAUCAAUGGAAUCUGAAAUGUUGAUAAACAAUGGGAUCAUUGAAAGUGGGUUGCUGGUGGGAAAGGAGUUUGUGAAUUAUGAAGACCCAGGAAUUCCAAGAUCGCCCACCAUGGACACGAUCAUGGAGGAAGAAGAGGAAGAGGAGAUAAAGAAAGAGAAUAACGGGAGCAGUAGUGAGGAGCAGAGUGAAACAGACGAAGCGUCUGAUGAUAAUAGCCACUGUGAUGUCAUAAUAAACUCGAGCACUGAGAAUGUAACUGUUGAAACAAGCGACAAUCACAAUGUUAUCGUUGACGUAACAGUGGCUGAUUAUCCAGCGCAAGGUGACGCAACAAGUCACGUGACCACCGUCAACCUGCAGUCAGCAAACGAAACAAACGAUACUGUGACGUCACAGAGCGACUCAUCCCCACAUAAUACGUUGGUUGUUUCCUGUAACGAACCUGCCUACGUCACAGUGAAUGCGGUGAAUGGUUAUUGUGAUUCUAACAAUGCAAGCAGUUACACAGCGUUGGCAAUGGGACAGAUUUGCACCACAGACACCGAAGGACACGAAAACGCGAAAAGAGACGUGAUUGUGACGUCAGAAUCAAACAAGCAGAACCGUGACGUCACUACGGAAGCUAAAAAUGAAAUCGUGGAAGAAACACAAGAAGUUCUGGAAGAUUCGAAAGUUUCGGACACAGAUGUCGGAUUGAAAGCGGUGGACCAACGAACCAAUGACGUCAGUGAUGAUAACGUCAUAGAAAAAACCGAAGAUGUGAAAGAAGACGAAAUUGUGAUACAGCAAGAGACGAAAGAAACCAGUAGGACAGGAUCCACUGUGAAGUGGGGCAAAGAUCACGUGAUUUUAAACGGAAGUCGGUCACUAAAGGGCGCCCCUACCCUAUGCAGCUUGAAAGUAAAGUUUUGGUGUUCAACAACAACAACGAAUGUUGAAAAUUGUUGCGAUUUCGGUGUUCAUGUAGGCACGGUGGAAGGACUAAGUUCAGAUACAUCGAAAAUAUACGUGAAAGUAAUACUUGAAGACCCGGACGGUAACUCACCAAGAAUUAAAAAGAAGACGUCACCUAAAAAGCUGACGUCAUCAGUGAGGUAUGACAAAGAGAUAACCCUGCGGAAAGUUCCCCAACCCUUGGUCACUCGUGGGCGACUCUUAGUGGCAGUUUGGUCGAAGUCUGUGAAGAAAAACAAAAAGAUUUGUGACGUCGAUAUUGAUUUUGGAAAACAAAUUCGUUUUGGAGAAGAACGAAGUGACGUCAUGACACUUUCGAAAAAAAUCACCACGAGUCAAUCGGGUGUGGAAGCCAUCCUUUAUUUAUGCUGACAUGCUAUUAUGACGUCAUAUACAACAAACAAAUGUCUAAACACAAUGAACUCGAUCGACACUUUUCCGCGUUUAAUUAAACCACUUUAUUACUUCACAGUAAGAGCAUUAUUGUUUUGAAACAAUCGGUUUGAGAUAAUUAUUUCCGUUCGUGGUGCUACAUGUGACGUCAUAAUCAUCUUUGUUUUAAUUUCAACGUAAGGAUAAUUCCCCAUUGUUCCUUUUUAAUUGUUCGUCGCGUUAUUAAUUAAACGAUUAUUGUUGAACAGAAACGUUGCGGGUUCGCCAGCUUAAAAGUCCGAAAACAUAA
Molecule: messenger RNA, 2431 nt
Organism: Ciona intestinalis (vase tunicate)
Lineage: Eukaryota; Metazoa; Chordata; Ascidiacea; Phlebobranchia; Cionidae
Source: RefSeq, a predicted model, not a curated record